GAGUGUAUGCUAUAAUUAAAUCAUGAAGUUGAUCAUACCGAAAAAGAAAAUGUUGUAUAUCACUUUUAGUGGCGUAUUAUUGAUUAUUUUGGGAAUUAUACUUGGUUUCAAAGUCCUGCCAAAAGUGGUGGAGAAAAAAGUUUGGGAGAGUGUAGUACUCAAGGAGAAAACAGAGCAAUGGGAUUUAUUCAAGGAAAUGCCAUUUCCAUUCACUUUCAAAGUCUACUUCUUCAAUGUAGAAAAUCCGGAGGGUAUAAUGAAAGGAGAGAAGCCAAUUGUUUCUGAGAAGGGACCAUAUGUUUAUGAUUUAUUUCACUGGAAAACAGACAUUUCUGUGGAAGAAGAAUUCAUAUCUUUUUACGACUGGACCAACUUUGUUUUCAAUAAGCAAGCCUCAGGAGAAUUGAGGGAAGACGAUGAGUUAACUCUCUUGAAUGCGCCAUUCAAUGGCUUAUUCAUUCAAGUUGAGGAAAUAUCACCCAAUGCACUUGAAGGAGUCAGUUCAGCUGCUGAGGGCAUAUUUGGCGAUAAAAACAACUUAUUCAUAGAAGUUAAAGUCAAGGAUUAUCUCUUCAAUGGAUAUCCGGUCUGUGAAAAUCCUAGUGAUAAGGGAUUUCUUAUAGACACCGUGUGCAAACAAAUGAAAGCUAAAGCUGGAAUUGGUUUAGUGAUCGAUGGUAACAGAUUAUUAUCAGCGCAGCUUCGUCACAAAAAUAUGACUCAUCUUGGAAGGUUCACCAUUAAUUCUGGAUCUAAAGAGAAGGAGAAAGUAGCAAACUUAAUAAAGCAUGAAAAUGCUGUUAACUCGAAUACGUGGAGAGGAGGUAUUGAAUCUGAAUGUAACCGAAUUAAAGGUGUUGUUUCUUUUCCAGCAUUCAUAAAAAAAAAUAUGAGAUUCGAUACUUUCAGUGAAGAUAUAUGCAGGUAA
This is a messenger RNA of Harmonia axyridis, 928 nucleotides long. RefSeq names its product sensory neuron membrane protein 2-like. Bases 23 to 928 code for a protein of 301 amino acids. The transcript has 5 exons. Lineage: Eukaryota; Metazoa; Arthropoda; Insecta; Coleoptera; Coccinellidae. The record is from RefSeq and is a predicted model, not a curated record. Gene Ontology annotation, cellular component: membrane; cytoplasm. Gene Ontology annotation, molecular function: scavenger receptor activity.